CUUUGAGUUGUUGACGAACUAGCAUAUAUAGAGAUGGCUUUGAGUAGCAGUACUACCGGGAACCUGGAGACUCUGGAGGCAGUGGUAGAGAUCAAAUCCUCAGCUGAUAAAUUGUACGCGAUCAUAAGCAACGAGCACCACAAUGUCCCCAAUGCCACAUCUAAUAAUGUACACGACGUUGCAGUACAUGAAGAUGGAACUGUUGAGACAUGAAGCAAAUAAGAGAAUGAGUCUCACAGCAUUGGAGGCACAUGUGCUGGAGCAAUACAGAAGCUAUAAGAUUAUCUUUCAGGUCACUCCAAAGAGUGAUGAAGGAGGUAAUCAGGUCAAAAUUACUCUGGAAUAUGAAAAGCUCAAUGAGAGUGACCAGCCUCCGCAUAAGUACCUCCACUUUCUAGUCAAUGUCAUUAAGGAUAUUGAUGAACAUCUUAUUGCUUCUUAAUUGAACUACUUGGGGAACUCCGGAUGAUCAUGAUCUAUAUAUAUUUAUAAGAAUAAAGGCUCGUGAUCGAGCUAGCUACCCCUGUUUGUUUGCC
Molecule: messenger RNA, 536 nt
Organism: Rosa chinensis
Lineage: Eukaryota; Viridiplantae; Streptophyta; Magnoliopsida; Rosales; Rosaceae
Product: MLP-like protein 43
Exons: 2
Coding region: 143-442 (99 amino acids)
Biological process (GO): defense response
Source: RefSeq, a predicted model, not a curated record